This is a messenger RNA of Tetrahymena thermophila SB210, 168 nucleotides long. RefSeq lists its product as hypothetical. The coding region runs from base 1 to 168 and encodes 55 amino acids. The record is from RefSeq and is a predicted model, not a curated record. NCBI's taxonomy places the organism in Eukaryota, Ciliophora, Oligohymenophorea, Hymenostomatida, Tetrahymenidae. The transcript has a single exon.
AUGAUUAAAAGGACACUCUCAUCCGUAAAUGGGAUACAGAAACCAUUAGUAUUUUAUUCUCUUCGGAGAAUAGGUAUUUUUGCGUUUCACGAUGAUCAUCCAUCGCUGUGUUUGACCGAUCGUCUAUACGAAAAGUCACCAGUGGUUGGAGGGUGUGAGUGCUUCUGA